AAUUGAUUUAGGGAGGAGACAAUAGCUGUGCUUUGCAUUUUGUAAAAGAUGGAAGAAACCUCUAACACUGACCCUGUGUGCAGGGAGAUGACUCAGUUAUCCAUGCCUUAUACAGUUGCACAUUAUUUCCCUUUGUUUGAAGUGGGUGGAUGCCAGUGCCUCCAUCAGAGCUCCUUAAUGUAAUGUAUGGAAAACGUCUCAUCCACCAUUUUUAACAAUUAGCUGUAUCAUGGGCGAGGUGAACAGGCUUCUGAAGGCAACUGCAGGUCCAUCCCAUUGACAUUAGCUGCUAUGGCACAAGAGCUUUGUAGCUGUGGAACCAACACUGAUUUUGCAUACUGUGUAGAAGAAUUCUUUAGGAGUGGGGAGAAUAUUCCCAGAAAGAAAAUGGAAUCCUUUUGUCUACAGGCUUCCUGAAGAAUGAGAAAGAUAAUGCCUUGUUGUCUGCUAUUGAAGAGUCCCGGAAGAGGACCUUUGGCAUGGCUGAGGAGUAUCAUCGAGAAUCAAUGCUGGUCGAGUGGGAACAAGUGAAACAAAGGAUUCUGCACACGCUGCUGGCGUCGGGAGAGGAUGCCCUUGACUUCACCCAAGAAAGCGAGCCCAGUUACAUCAGUGAUGUGAGUCCCCCUGGGCGAAGCUCUCUGGAUAGCAUUGAGAUGGCCUAUGCCCGGCAGAUCUAUAUCUAUAACGAGAAGAUUGUGAGUGGACACCUGCAGCCUAACCUGGUGGACCUGUGUGCCUCUGUCGCAGAGCUGGAUGACAAGAGCAUUUCUGACAUGUGGGCCAUGGUAAAACAAAUGACAGAUGUGGUACUGACACCAGCAACUGACGCUCUGAAGAGCCGGAGCAGUGUGGAAGUGCGUAUGGACUUUGUCAAGCAGGCCUUGGGAUAUCUUGAGCAGAGUUAUAAGAAUUACACCCUUGUGACUGUCUUUGGAAAUCUGCAUCAGGCGCAGCUGGGCGGUGUGCCUGGGACUUACCAGCUGGUUCGGAGUUUUCUAAACAUUAAACUGCCAGCUCCCUCACCAGGACUUCAGGAUGGAGAGGUAGAAGGCCAUCCCGUCUGGGCAUUAAUUUAUUACUGCAUGCGCUGUGGAGACCAGCUUGCUGCAUCACAAGUCGUCAGUCGAGCCCAGCACCAGCUGGGAGAAUUUAAAACUUGGUUCCAGGAAUACAUGAACAGCAAGGAUAGAAGAUUGUCUCCAGCUACGGAAAACAAACUCCGACUUCACUACCGCAGAGCCCUCAGGAACAACACAGACCCCUACAAGAGAGCUGUGUACUGUAUCAUUGGGAGAUGCGAUAUCACCGACAACCAGAGUGAAGUGGCAGACAAGACUGAGGACUACCUAUGGUUAAAAUUGAACCAGGUGUGUUUUGAUGAUGACGGCACCAGCUCACCACAAGACAGGCUCACUCUCUCACAGUUCCAGAAGCAGCUGCUAGAAGACUAUGGCGAGUCCCACUUCACGGUGAACCAGCAGCCCUUCCUCUACUUUCAAGUGCUGUUCCUGACUGCACAGUUUGAAGCUGCCAUUGCCUUUCUCUUCCGCAUGGAGCGGCUGCGCUGCCAUGCUGUCCAUGUGGCCCUGGUGCUAUUUGAGCUAAAGCUGCUUUUAAAGUCCUCUGGUCAGAGUGCUCAGCUCCUCAGCCACGAGCCUGGUGACCCUCCCUGCAUGCGACGGCUGAACUUUGUGCGUCUGCUCAUGCUCUACACCCGCAAGUUUGAGUCCACGGACCCAAGAGAAGCCCUGCAGUACUUUUACUUCCUCAGGGACGAGAAAGACAGUCAAGGAGAAAACAUGUUUCUGCGUUGUGUGAGCGAGCUUGUGAUAGAAAGCCGGGAGUUUGAUAUGAUUCUUGGAAAACUAGAGAACGACGGAAGUAGAAAGCCUGGAGUCAUUGAUAAGUUUACCAGUGACACAAAGCCUAUUAUCAACAAAGUUGCUUCAGUGGCAGAAAACAAAGGACUGUUUGAAGAAGCAGCAAAGCUUUAUGACCUUGCUAAGAAUGCUGACAAGGUACUGGAGCUGAUGAACAAGCUGCUGAGCCCUGUUGUCCCACAGAUCAGCGCCCCACAGUCUAACAAAGAAAGGCUGAAGAACAUGGCCCUCUCCAUUGCGGAGAGGUACAGAGCUCAGGGAAUAAGUGCGAAUAAGUUUGUGGACUCUACAUUCUAUCUCCUCUUGGACUUGAUCACCUUUUUUGACGAGUAUCACAGUGGUCAUAUUGACAGAGCCUUUGAUAUUAUUGACCGCUUGAAGCUGGUGCCUCUGAAUCAGGAGAGUGUGGAAGAAAGGGUGGCUGCCUUCAGAAACUUCAGUGAUGAAAUCAGACACAACCUCUCAGAAGUUCUUCUCGCCACCAUGAACAUCCUGUUCACACAGUUUAAGAGGCUCAAGGGAACAAGUCCAUCUUCAGCAACCAGGCCCCAGCGAGUCAUCGAAGACCGUGACUCUCAACUCCGAAGUCAAGCCAGAGCCCUGAUUACCUUUGCUGGGAUGAUACCGUACCGGACAUCUGGGGACACUAAUGCCAGGCUGGUGCAGAUGGAGGUCCUCAUGAAUUAAGCGCUGUGUUUGAUGGGGUCUGGGGCUGCACACUGUCAGUAUAUUAGGCAUGUGAGCCAGCUGGGGUGGGUUUCCAGUUUUGUUUCUGUUGUGUUGUGUUUUGUUUUUUGUAUUAUGUAUUUUUGUCAAUACCAAUAAAUUUCUUUGAUUUGUA
Molecule: messenger RNA, 2724 nt
Organism: Mus pahari (shrew mouse)
Lineage: Eukaryota; Metazoa; Chordata; Mammalia; Rodentia; Muridae
Gene: Nup93
Product: nucleoporin 93
Exons: 20
Coding region: 480-2570 (696 amino acids)
Biological process (GO): poly(A)+ mRNA export from nucleus; protein import into nucleus
Cellular component (GO): nuclear pore
Molecular function (GO): structural constituent of nuclear pore
Source: RefSeq, a predicted model, not a curated record